Molecule: messenger RNA, 1230 nt
Organism: Emericellopsis atlantica
Lineage: Eukaryota; Fungi; Ascomycota; Sordariomycetes; Hypocreales; Bionectriaceae
Exons: 2
Coding region: 1-1230 (409 amino acids)
Cellular component (GO): intracellular anatomical structure
Molecular function (GO): FMN binding; NADPH dehydrogenase activity; NADP binding
Source: RefSeq, a predicted model, not a curated record
AUGACUUCAAGACAGGACAAUGUGGGAGCCAAGGGUGCUCCCUUCUUCACGCCGGCUCAGUCGCCCCCCUCAGGGACGCCUCUCGACGCCAGCACGGCACCUACCCUCUUCACCCCUCUCACCACCCGCGGGGUGACCGCCCACAACCGCUUCGUCGUGUCCCCCAUGUGCACAUACUCGGCCGACUAUGGACACUUGUCGGACUGGCACCUCGUCCAUCUCGGACAGUACGCCCUCGGUGGCGCUGGGACUAUCAUGGUGGAGGCUACGGCUGUCGAACCCAGGGGCCGCAUCUCUCCUGAGGAUUCGGGUCUCUGGCAGGACUCGCAGGUGGCGCCCCUGAAGAAGAUUGUCGACUUUGUCCACAGCCAGGGCAGUGUUGCUGCGAUUCAGCUCGCUCACGCCGGUCGCAAGGCGAGCACCAUUGCCCCUUGGCUGGGCGGAACCACAGAUAAGCCUGUCGCUGAUGAGUCCAUUGGCGGUUGGCCCAACGAUGUGGUCGGACCUAGCCCAGUUCCUUACGCCGACAACCACGCCCCUCCGAAGGAGCUUUCCGUCAACGAAAUCAAGGGCCUCGUGUCAAAGUUUGCCGAGUCGGCCAGACGGGCUGUUGAGGCUGGCUUUGAUCUGAUCGAGAUCCACGGCGCGCACGGCUACCUGCACACCAGCUUCCUCUCGCCUCUGUCCAACGUCCGCACCGAUCAGUACGGCGGCUCCUUUGAGAACCGCACCCGCUUCCUCACCGAGACGAUCCAGGCUGUCCGCGCGGUCAUCCCAGAGACCAUGCCUCUGUGGCUGCGCAUCUCGGCGACAGAGUGGAUGGAGCACAGCGGCAAGCCUUCCUGGGACCUCGAGUCAUCCAUCCGUCUCGCCAAGCUUCUCCCUGGGCUGGGCGUCGACGUUCUGGACGUGUCUUCGGCCGGGAACACGCCACACGCGCGUGUGCCCAUGCACAAUGAGUACCAGGUUGACUUGGCCGGGUCUAUCCGUCGCGCUGUCCGCGCCGACGGCCUCGACCUUCAGAUUGCGGCCGUCGGCAAGAUCACCGAGGCGGAGAUGGCGCGUUCCAUCGUCCAGGAGGGCAAGCCCGCCGAGUUCGUCUUGGCCGCCAGGCAAUUCUUGAGGGACCCUCAAUGGGUUCUGAACGUCGCCAACGAGCUCGGCGUGAGGGUCAAGUGGCCUCAGCAGUACGAGCGGGCCGCGAGGAGGCCCAAGGUAGAGAAACUGUAG